CUCUUGUGUUAUCUCCCCCCAUUUUUUAUGCCCCCCUUUUUCUUCUCUUUCCUUCCUUUCUCAUUGCCGCUUAAAAUUAAAAAAUGGUCAAAGGCAAAUAAUGGUCAAAGGCAAUAAAUUUAUAAAAACAAAAAAAAUGACAAAAACAUUAUUCUGGAGGCCAAAAUUCCGCAAUUUUCUUACAAAUCCAUUCAAAAAAAUUUUCCCCUUUAGCUUCUUGUCUACACAUGAAUUCUGCCAAGUAACUUUCCAAGUGAUGCCGCGAUGUUCCCCGAUGUUUUUUAUUCCUCCAUUUCGCAGAUCCCCAAAGACGUUCGAUUUUUUGCGUGUUAGCUGCAGUUUUUGGGUCAACAAAGUUGUAGCGGUGAUUAACCGUGAAGUGCGAAAAACCAGCCUCAACAAGUUCGUCAUGUUUGUAUCCUUUCCAGCUGUCAGAAAUAAUCAACGUCCCAGGACUUAUGUGCUUCUCAAUCUCUGCCAUCAACGUCUUUGCUGA
This is a messenger RNA of Meloidogyne enterolobii, 496 nucleotides long. Lineage: Eukaryota; Metazoa; Nematoda; Chromadorea; Rhabditida; Meloidogynidae. The record is from the annotation of a GenBank genome assembly.